AUGGGCGAAGAAUUGUUUACUGUGAAGUCUCCGGGAGAGUGUGGAUUCAAUUUAGUGAAGCUCGAGAUUUAUCCCUUUGCCGACGUAGUGAAUUUGGACAAGGCCCAAUGGUGGAUGAAAGCGACAAUUCGGAGCAGCAUCUUAACUUCGUCUCCUGUCGAUCCUCUACAGAUGCAAGUGGACAAAAAGACUACUAUGGAAAUUAAAUUGCUUUUCGCGAACGCUUUGUAUAAUGCCCCUAAUAGCAACAUUUCCGUAUAUUAUUAUAAUCUAGAGGAAUCUAUUAACAUUAUGAAUGCAAUGCUUUUAUAUCAAUUUGAUAAUAAUUUAGAAGCCAUACGUCAAUUUUUAAACGAUUUGUUAAAUGUUUGCGAUCGCAAAUUACCAAAAACUAAUUCUUUUUUUCUCCUUAGUGAACCGAAUGCUGGUAAGAAUUUCUUUAUGGAAGCAGUGUGUUCUUAUUAUAUUAGUGUUGGUGUAAUAAGUAAUUUUAAUCGCUAUAAUAGUUUUCCUACUAUGGAAUGUAGAAAUAAGCGCAUAUUAUUCUGGGAUGAGCUGACUGCUGGGCCGAGUGUUUUUGAAGCUUUGAAAGCACUAUUCGCUGGAACCACGUUGAAUGUGAAAGUGAAGUAUGAAGAUGACCAACCUAUAUUUAGAACUCCUGUUAUUAUAACCUCAAACAAUGAUAUUUUCCGAAAGGAUAGUGCCUUUCGAACUAGGAUGAAACGCUAUCGUUGGAAAGCUUGUGAUGAUUUGAAACAUCUGACGAAAUUUCCCUAUCCAAUGGCUUGGGCUGGGCUUUUGGAAAAAUAUCAUUGCUUUGACGGGAUUUUAUAUCAGGAAUUGCAAGAAUUUAUAGACGUUUUAUAA
Molecule: messenger RNA, 870 nt
Organism: Ceutorhynchus assimilis (cabbage seed weevil)
Lineage: Eukaryota; Metazoa; Arthropoda; Insecta; Coleoptera; Curculionidae
Source: the annotation of a GenBank genome assembly